Boleophthalmus pectinirostris (great blue-spotted mudskipper) is the source of this 859-nucleotide messenger RNA. RefSeq names its product hatching enzyme 1.2-like. Gene Ontology annotation, biological process: proteolysis. Lineage: Eukaryota; Metazoa; Chordata; Actinopteri; Gobiiformes; Gobiidae. Gene Ontology annotation, molecular function: metalloendopeptidase activity; zinc ion binding. The transcript has 9 exons. The record is from RefSeq and is a predicted model, not a curated record. The coding region runs from base 1 to 813 and encodes 270 amino acids.
AUGUCUCCUUCCAGGUUUUCCGUGCUGGCUCUGCUGCUGCUCUCAGCCUACUGCUGGGCUGAGGAGUCAGUAUAUUGCUUUAUUUUUAUAUUAUUUGCAGAACUGUCUGCAUCCGAACUUCUGGAGAAAGCCAAUGCCAACAUUGUACGUCGUGAAGGUGAGCCCAUCCUUAUUGAGGGAGACAUCGCCAUCGACAAUGAAGAGGAGGAGAGGAACGCUGACCCCUGCACCUCCAGAGGCUGCAUGUGGGGAAAGUACACCGACGGAAAGGUCUACGUCCCCUACUCCAUCUCCAACAACUUCUCUUCUAGGGAAAAGUCCAUCAUCACCCGUGGUCUGGAGUCUUUCUCCUCCUUCUCCUGCAUCCGCUUCAGACCCAGCAGAAGCUCUGACCGUGACUGGCUGAGCAUCGAGUCUCAGAGCGGCUGCUGGUCGUAUGUAGGUCGCCGUGGGAGAAAGCAGGUGGUGUCUUUGUCCCGUAGAGGUUGUCUUUACCAUCAGACUGUCCAGCAUGAGCUGCUCCACGCUCUGGGCUUUAACCACGAGCAGACCCGCUCUGACAGGGACAACCACAUCAGGGUGCUCCUGGAGAACGUGGUGUCUGAUAAACAUCAUAACUUUAGAAAGAUCGCCACUCUGAACCAGGGCACUCCCUAUGACUACGGCUCUGUCAUGCAAUACCACAGGACUGCUUUCUCCAAGAAUGGUAAGCCCACCAUGAUCCCCAUCCCCAAUUCCAAUGUCAACCUGGGAGGAGCUAGGGAGAUGAGCGCCAAUGACAAAAAGAGGCUCAACACUCUGUACAAGUGCUAAGGAAGACACCCUCAUGGACUGGAGAAGCCUCAAGCCAGCAGACAGC